AGGUGGUUAUUUCCUUUUCUGAAAAAGAAAAGAAAUAUAUGCAUACAUAAAACUGGAAAUACAUGAUGGAACACUGGCGCUCCCUGAUCAUUGUGUCCCUACUUGGUCUAUUGUUGAAAAUGUGUGGAUCAGUGAUUGUAUCUGAUUCAAAACCCAAUGUGCUACUGAUUUUAGCAGAUGAUCUAGGUUUGGGUGACCUAGGUUGCUUUGGCAAUGUUACACUUAGGACUCCUAAUAUUGAUCGCCUUUGCAAAGAAGGUAUAAAACUCACUCAGAAUAUUGCUGCAGAGUCAAUGUGUAGUCCCAGCAGAUCAGCUUUCCUCACAGGCAGAUAUCCAGUUCGAACAGGGAUGGUCUCUAGAACUGUUUCACGUAAGCAUAGUGUCUUUAAUUCACUUGGGGUCAGUGGAGGACUCCCUCGGAAUGAAACCACUUUUGCAGCCACCCUGAAGAAGUAUGGUUACAGCACAGGACUAAUAGGUAAAUGGCAUCAAGGUCUAAAUUGUAAAUACCGAAAUGACUACUGCCAUCAUCCUAAUCACUAUGGCUUUGAUUAUUUCUACGGUACGCCACAUACACUCACUGGGAGUUGUUGGCCAGAUCCUUCACGUGACACAGAAUUAGCUAUAGCAAAUAAACUUUGGUUCUGCAUUGAGCUAAUCAUCAUUGCUGUGCUUACACUGACUGUGGGAAAACUAAUUCGUUUGAUCUCCAUCCCCUGGUUGUUUAUUAUUUGCAUUAUUUUAUUUGGCAUCCUUCUGGCCUUUUCUUGGUUUUCCAGUUUUGAUACUUCUCUGUACUGGAAUUGCAUUCUCAUGAGACAACAGGAAAUUGUAGAACAACCUAUGAAGGCUGAAAGAGCUGGCUUAAUUAUGCUAAAGGAGGCAGUCUCUUUUAUCAAAAGAAACAAAGAUAGACCUUUCCUCCUGUUUUAUUCCUUUUUGCAUGUCCAUAUACCUCUUCCCACAACAAAUGAGUUUAUUGGCAUUAGCAAGAAUCACCUUUAUGGAGACAAUGUAGAAGAGAUGGACUUUCUGGUGGGCAAAAUUCUUGAUGCCAUUGAUGCAAAUGGAUUGCGAAACAACACAAUUGUCUACUUCACCUCAGACCAUGGAGGACAUCUGGAGAUCAUGAAGGGAAAGAUUCAUACAGGGGGCUUCAAUGGAAUAUAUAAAGGUGGAAAAGGAAUGGCAGGUUGGGAAGGUGGAAUUCGAGUCCCAGGUAUUAUUAGGUGGCCAGGAGUGUUGCCAGCUGGAAAAGUUAUCAAGGAACCUACAAGUUUGAUGGAUAUUUACCCAACUCUAGCUGCACUAGUAGGAGCACCUUUACCUCAGGAUAGAGUGAUUGAUGGACAAGAUUUAAUGCCCUUAUUGAAGGGAGAAACUCAACACUCAGAGCAUGAAUUCAUGUACCACUACUGUGGGCCAUUUUUACAUGCCAUGCGGUGGAAACCAAAGAACAGUGAUGCUGUUUGGAAGAUCCAUUAUGUGACUCCAGUUUUCCAGCCCAAAGGAGCAAUAGGUUGCUUUGAUAAAUUAUUUUGUCAAUGUGUAGGAGAAAAUGUUACACUUCAUGAUCCACCUUUGUUGUUUGACCUCUCAAAAGAUCCUUCUGAAUCUAAGCCCCUUUCCCAAGACACUGAGCCUUUCUAUAAUACAGUAAUAGAGACAGCAAAAAAGGCAUUAAAGAACCAUCAAAAGACACUCACAAGUGUCCCAGAACAGCUUACUUUGUAUAACACGGAUUUACUAUGGCUGAGGCCAUGCUGUGGUAUUUUCCCAUUCUGUCUCUGUGAUAAGGAAGUUGGAAAUUAUACUAUGUAAUUAUAACUAAACAUAAAAUAACAUGCUUACCAUUAAAAACAGUUUCUUUCUAAAUGCUAAUGAUUAAUGAUUAGUCUUCCAGUAAAGUGAUGGUUUAAUCAAUAGCUUCAAAAUUCAGGAACAACAUGAUAUAAUGGACAAAGUGUCCAAUAUGAGUUAAGAGACUGAGUUCCCCUUUCUUGACUGCCAUUAACUACAAAUAUGGUGUUGGUCAUGUAUCUCAACCUCUCUGAGCCUCAGUUUCUACAUCUAUAAAAUCAACACAUUAAACUGCCAGGAACCUUCUAAAUUAAAAUCAAUGAUCUCAUGAUAAUAUGACUUUCUGUUCACUCAUUGAUAUUUUUGGAUCCCACCAGUGAAUAGUUAUUAGACUUUUUAUUUUGCUUUCUUAAAAAUGUGAUGAAUUCAGAAGGUAUAAGAAUUUCUAGGGUGUGUGUGAAUAAUUAUUAGAUUUUUUUAUUUUGCUUUCUUAAAAAUGUGAUGCAUUCAAAAGGUCUAAGAAUUUCUAGGGUAUGUAUGUGUCUCCUAUGCAGACUACUCAUUGAUGGAGUAUUGUAGAAAGUUUUAAGAAGAUAAAUAAGAGUAAAAGCAAUGAAGAAAGAGUCAAUCAAUGAGCAAGGCACAAACACUAUUACUACAAAAUAUUUAAAGGAAUCACAGAAAAUCAACACCACUCCAAGUCAUCUUCCAAAUGACUGAGUGCUAUUUUCCCCCAAAAGAUCUCCAAUAAAUGCAAUGCAAAAUUGGUCUUAGAAAAAUAUAGCCAUUCCCAAGCAAUGUUAGGAAAUAGUGGUGUUGCUAACAAACUGAGAUGUCAUGUCAAAAGGUACUUUACAUAAAUAUCCAUUUGUGGGACAAUUUUAAAUUUAUGAACAUAUUUUACCAUGGGCAAAGGGAUUUUCUUUCUGCCAAGUGAAAGCAUGAAAGAGUUAUUUAUAUCUACUGAGAAUAGAAAGAAUAAAGAGUAUAGACUAAA
Messenger RNA from Sarcophilus harrisii (Tasmanian devil), 2799 nucleotides. It is a transcript of the gene ARSF, whose product is annotated as arylsulfatase F. The transcript is spliced from 10 exons. The record is from RefSeq and is a predicted model, not a curated record. NCBI's taxonomy places the organism in Eukaryota, Metazoa, Chordata, Mammalia, Dasyuromorphia, Dasyuridae. The coding region runs from base 63 to 1823 and encodes 586 amino acids. Gene Ontology annotation, molecular function: arylsulfatase activity.